Messenger RNA from Solanum pennellii, 1840 nucleotides. RefSeq names its product scopoletin glucosyltransferase-like. The transcript has a single exon. The record is from RefSeq and is a predicted model, not a curated record. Bases 265 to 1677 code for a protein of 470 amino acids. Lineage: Eukaryota; Viridiplantae; Streptophyta; Magnoliopsida; Solanales; Solanaceae. Gene Ontology annotation, molecular function: UDP-glycosyltransferase activity.
UGAUUUUAUAUAUAAAAUGUUACAAUCAUGAAAUAUUAUGAUCUUAAACCAAUCAAAUCGCGAUUUAUAAUUUGGCGUUUGUCUGUUAAAUCAACCACGUUAGUGCUUACGUUACUUCUUUAUGUCCAACUUGAAUAACAAGUUAGUCUUAUAUGCAACUUCAACGAAAGUCACUAACAAUUCCACAUAUAUAUAAAGUGACACUAAUGCAAUUACAGCUAAAAAGUAUUUACUCCUCUUUGUUUCAUUGAAGCAUUUCCACAAAUGGGUCAGCUACAUUUUUUCUUCUUUCCCAUGAUGGCUCAAGGUCACAUGAUACCUACACUUGACAUGGCGAAGCUUGUUGCUUCUCGUGGUGUUAAAGCCACUAUAAUCACAACACCUCUCAAUGAAUCUGUUUUCUCUAAAGCUAUUGAGAGAAACAAGCAUUUAGGUAUUGAAAUUGAUAUUCGUUUACUAAAAUUCCCAGCUAAGGAGAAUGAUUUGCCUGAAGAUUGUGAGCGUCUUGAUCUUGUACCUUCUGAUGACAAACUCCCAAACUUCUUAAAAGCUGCAGCUAUGAUGAAAGAUGAAUUUGAGGAGCUUAUUGGAGAAUGUCGCCCUGAUUGUCUUGUUUCUGAUAUGUUCCUUCCAUGGACUACUGAUAGUGCAGCCAAAUUUAACAUACCAAGAAUUGUAUUCCAUGGAACUAGUUACUUUGCGCUUUGUGUUGGCGAUAGCAUCAGGCGUAAUAAGCCUUUCAAGAAUGUGUCAUCUGAUACUGAAACUUUUGUUGUACCGGAUUUGCCACAUGAAAUUAGGCUAACUAGAACACAGUUGUCUCCGUUUGAGCAAUCCGAUGAAGAGACGGGUAUGGCUCCCUUGAUUAAAGCUGUGAGGGAAUCGGAUGCGAAGAGCUAUGGAGUUCUAUUCAAUAGCUUUUAUGAGCUUGAAUCAGAUUAUGUUGAACAUUACACUAAGGUUGUAGGUAGAAAAAAUUGGGCUAUUGGUCCGCUUUCGCUGUGCAAUAGGGAUAUCGAAGAUAAAGCUGAAAGAGGGAGGAAAUCAUCUAUCGAUGAACACGAGUGCUUGAAAUGGCUUGAUUCGAAGAAAUCAAGUUCCAUUGUUUAUGUUUGUUUUGGAAGCACAGCAGAUUUCACUACAGCACAGAUGCAAGAACUUGCUAUGGGGCUAGAAGCUUCUGGACAAGAUUUCAUUUGGGUUAUUAGAACAGGGAAUGAAGAUUGGCUCCCUGAAGGAUUCGAGGAAAGAACAAAAGAAAAAGGUUUAAUCAUAAGAGGGUGGGCACCCCAAGUGCUGAUUCUUGAUCACGAAGCUAUUGGAGCUUUUGUUACUCAUUGUGGAUGGAAUUCGACACUGGAAGGGAUAUCAGCAGGGGUACCAAUGGUGACAUGGCCAGUAUUUGCGGAACAGUUUUUCAAUGAGAAGUUGGUGACUGAGGUAAUGAGAACUGGAGCUGGUGUUGGUUCGAUGCAGUGGAAGAGAACAGCUAGUGAAGGAGUGAAAAGAGAAGCAAUAGCAAAGGCGAUAAAGAGAGUAAUGGCGAGUGAAGAAACAGAGGGAUUCAGAAGCAGAGCAAAAGAGUAUAAAGAAAUGGCAAGAGAAGCUAUUGAAGAAGGAGGAUCAUCUUACAAUGGAUGGGCUACUUUGAUACAAGAUAUAACUUCAUAUCAUUAAGUAGUGAUUCAAAAAAAAAAAAAAAUGUGUGUUUCUAUAUUCUGUGUUCUGUUUUGCUGAUUUGAUCAUAUUACGUACUUCUUCAUCAUAAUUAAUGACAUCAAAAGAAUCCAAGAUCAAUCAUCUCGAAGUUCAACGUUAAAAUAUUUCAACAUUUGAAUAA